UCACCGAGUCUCCGCUCUGAGUCUUCACUGGAACAGAGUUUGCGGAUUACGGUUGGUAAUGACCGGUAUUGCAUUGGCACACCAGAGCGAAGGAGGCUGCCUGAUAGACUGGGCUCACCAAUUGAUAACCUGAGUGACAGGGAUGAUAUGGCUGAUGGUCCAAUAUUCACUAGAGGCCUCUCAUGUCCCCGAGGCCUUGAGAGAUACCCUUCACAUGAAGAUCAACCAUCAAGUCCCUUUAUCAUGAGACAUGAUGAAGACUACCGCAACCGAGAUGUUUUCCUCCAUCGUUCAGACUACAGUCCGCAUUAUGGUCGUCGAGAAGAGCUGCCUCGUGGAUCUGACAGAGAUGGUGACAAACUCAGGAAAUCCUCUUACCCGUUGAGGCCAGAAGAGAGGGGACGAGAAAUAAAGCGUCCACGGUAUGAAAAGGAUGAGAAGGUGCAUGGCGUGAGUGGAGAGCACCAAGGUUUCUCACUAGGAACACGAAACUAUCGCAGACGAAGCCACAGCCGCAGUAGAAGCCCAAGUCCAUCAUACCUGAAUGAAGAAUUCCAAGAACUUGACCGUGCAAGGAGGAAAAGAGAAGAAGAAGAGCGUAGUAGAAACUUGAAUCAUGAUGUUUCAGGCAGUGGUUAUGUGAUCCCUGGCUUGACUAACACACUGCAGACUUCUGAGCCUCGGUAUACAUAUAGGCCUGAGGAAAUCCCAUCCAUGCCCAAAAAGUCUAUUUUGAAGAAACGAGUGGAGAUGGAAGUAGAGUCUCCUAUUCAGCCUGAGGGCUUUUCAAGCAGUCCGGCUCCCAGCAAGGAUCUUCCUCUUCUUUCUAGUAAUUCAUCUUUGCCCCAGAGCAACAACACAGCUCCUUUUGCUUCUGAAGUGGAGAACUUUCUCAAACGGUUUAACAAAGACUCUGUUGUGGAGUCUGCAAACAAGGACUUGCGUGAUGGUUUAUAUGAGUGGAGCUCGCUUUCUGGAGCUCCCAAAGACACUUUUAUGUCUGAAGAGAAGUUUGGAAGCUUCUUAAGUCAUAAGGAAAAGGUAGAACUCAAGGCAGAGCCUGCUGAUCGCCAUACUGACUUCUUGCUACCUCAUGAGAGGGCCAGUCAGGAUGGCAGUGGUUUCUCCCGAAUUCUGGGCAUGAUGGCUGAUUCUGUCAGUGCUCAGGAGAAGCGGAGGCGUAGUUUUCCUGACAUUGAGGAUGAAGAGAAAUUUCUUUAUGGUGAUGAGGAUGAAGAUAACAAAACUGAAACUCUCCCCAUUCAGAAGCCCCCAGUGAGUUGUGGCAAUGAGAUAGUAAGUCAGAAAGUGAGCCCACCUCCUUCUCCUGCUCCACCUGUCAAGGUGGAUCCUUUAGAAGAGUCUAAUGCUGAGUAUGCGAAAAUCCAUGACUUACUCAAAACCAUUGGACUUGACAUUGGUGUUGCUGAAAUUGGGAAACUGGCAGUUCGUACGCAGGAACGCCUUCAUGGCAAAAAGUUGGCAUCUCGUUCUCCUGAUCGUCGCUCUUCGGAUCCUCGCAGACUGGACCCUUGGGACUUGCGUCGUAGCCGGAGUGAUACUCGUUCUCCUGAGUCGGGCCAGCAGCGCUCAACAUCACCUCCAGGUUCUUUCCAGCACUCUAAAGAUCCAUCCUUGCUUCAGAAAUCAGAAUAUAUUAAGAACAAGCCAGUGGGACAGGAGAUACCUCCACGUGUACCAGAACAGCCUAUUCCUUCUGUCACUCUUAUCCCCUCAGUUCCACCAGCUCCUGCUAGUUUGCCGCCUACACCUACUUCAGUUUCGCAAUACCGAAUUCCCAACUACUCCCAGUUCGCUGCCACUCAAAUGCCCCCAAACUAUCCACCUCCUACAAUGGCUCCUCCAGGGUAUGAUGCAUAUGGGCACUAUAUGGCAUAUGCAGCCCCUGGCUGGACCAUGUACCCCCCUGCACAGCAGCCUAAUCCUACACUGCCAGAAGCUCAUGGCCUUAUUACUAUGGCCAUGUCAGCAAACCCCACACGUCCCAACCUCCGGGUGAUUGAGACAGUAUCUAUGGGAAAAGAUGUCCCUGACUUAAAAAGAGAUGCUUCUGUACUUGUUCAUGUCCCUACCACUCCUGCUCAUCCCAAGGCACCCCUUCGUCUGCCUUCACACCCACUCAAAAAUACCACAGAAAAGAUGUCAGAUGAAAAAAAUCGGGCAGCUCAAAAGCAGAAGGUCAUAGAAGAGAGAGAAAAACUGAAGAAUGAACGAGAAGCACGGCAGAAAAAGCUUUACUAUCUCAAGACUGAACUGGACAGGCUUCGUAAACAGCAAGGAGAGAUGUUGAGGAAAAAACGUCGUGAGAAGGAUGGACACAAAGACCCCUUAUUGGUUGAGGUGAACAGACUACAAGAGAAUAUUAUGAAGGAGAUUUCAGAGCUGCAUAAAGAAUCUGAUGCAGCUGACAAGAAGCAGUCUGAGCUUGACAAAGUAGCACAAAUUCUGGGGAUCAACAUAUUUGAAAAGCCCCGGAAACCAUCUGUGGAAACUAAAGAUUCCUCAGAAAAGAACAGCAAGUCAGAAAAUGCAAAAGCUCUGGAGAAAACAUCUUCCACCAACAAGGAAUCAAAAACUACUAAUGAAAAAUCCAGAGGUAGAAGUCCGAAGCCAGCAGAAUCCUCUUCACAGUCCACCAAACAUCCUUUCCAGUUGGCCAAUAUUUAUGAAUAUUAUGAUGCAGGGAACCACUGGUGCAAAGACUGCAAUACCAUCUGCGGGACCCUGUUUGAUUUUUUCACACACAUGCAUAAUAAGAAACACAGACAGACCCUGGAUCCUUACAACAGACCUUGGGCUUCGAAGACUCAGAGUGAGACCAAACAAGACUCCAUAAAACGCAUCGAUAAGAUAACUGUUCCUGCCAAAGGCUCUGAGUUUCUGAUUCCCAUCACUGGAUAUUAUUGCCAGCUCUGUCAUGAAUUUUUUGGAGAUCAAAUCUCAGCAGAGCAGCAUGUGAAAAGUCAUCCCCACAAUGAGAAAUAUAAGAAAUACAUAGAUGAAAACCCACUCUACGAAGAGAGGAGAAAUCUAGACCGCCAGGCUGGAUUGGCUGUUGUUCUGGAAACAGAGCGCAGGCGGCAGAGCGAGCUGAAACGGAAACUAGUUGAGAAAGAGAAAGAAGAGAAGGAUGAGAAGAAACAAAAAAUAGUGAAGAAAGAGGAAGCAAAAAGCAUCCCAGAGCUUGGAGAAGGGACUAGUGAAACUCAAGGCAAAAUUGAUUCUUCUGGGCGAAAAAUGGGUAUCAAGCUUAAGCUGAAGAAGGAAGAUAAGGAGGAGAAAAAAGAAGAAAAGAAAGAGGAAUCUAAAAAGGAAUCACCAAGCCAGACUUCCUUUGGGAAAUUCAGCUGGAAAAAGUCUGAGAGAGAGGAUAAAACCCCAGGAGGAGCUAUUCCAAAGGAGGAGAACACAGAAGGAAUCAAGGAAGAGAAUAAGUGUCAGUCUGCAAAACCCCAUGUCAAGCCUAUUGAAAUCAAGCUGUCUGGGAAAACUGUUAUUCCACACACUAGCCCGUGGACACCAGUCGUAGCCACACCAACACCAGCAAAAAUUCUACCCAAUCUGCCAGUCCCCACCAUGAUUUUCAGGAAGUCUACUACUGCAACAGUUAGCAAACCAGCACCUUUGAACACCUUUUUGUCCAUAAAAUCAUCUGGAGCUACCACUAAACCACUGCCUGUGGUAAAAGAAACAGGUGCAGAUCUUCUACUGCCUCCAGAUAUCAUCUCAAAAGCUUUUGGAGGAGAAGAAGUAAUUUUAAAAGGGGCAGAGGAGGAUUUGAAAGCAGCAGAGAAAAGUAAGUCUUCUCAGACUUCUGAUAUACCUCCUCCACCAGCAGUCCAACAGGCAGCUGUCAUCCCUGCAGAUGAAGUAGCUCCAGGUGUGUCUGAAAGUGAACAGACAAUGCUGGCAAUGCUUGUGAGACCACCACCACCACCACCUUCAACUGCUUUCAGUGAACAAGCAAAAAAGGUAGAGAAACGCAACUCUUGCUUGGCCACAGCCAAUGCUAAAGAUCUGUAUGGUAUUUUCUACAGUAGUGGUGGAAGGGGUUCAGCUGACAGCAAGCUUGCAAAUCCUGCACUUCCAAAUGGAGAAAACUCUAACCUAACAAAACCUGCAGAGUUACCCGCAAACCCUAAAACAAGUAAUAACUCAUCCUCCUUGAAAGAGGAUUCUCAGAAUGCAGCUGCUGAAGUUAGCCAAGUCCACUCAGCUGUGAAAACUUCAGAAAUGGAGAAAGCUGAUACUCAGGAGACUCUGAAACUUCAUACUGACAUGAGCUCUGACACUGAAAAUGGUAUUCAGAAAGACAUAGGUAAAAAAAUUCACACUCCUCUUUCAACAGAUGUUUGGACUAAAUUGAAAAAAAAUUCCUCGCAGUGUAAUAAUAAUCAAGUAACAGAGACUUGGGUUCUUGGUCAGAAUCAGGCUGAAAUGAACAAGAAACCAGUUCAGCCUCAGUUGUUGGAAAUGUCUGUCACAAAAUUGUCAGAAACAAAAACUACUUCUGGUAUCCAGAUGCCUGCAAAAAUUGGACUUGUGGAUAUAGGAGACAGAGAGCAGGGAGGCAAAACAGAGGUCCAAGAGAAAGUUGGACAGGAAGAUGCAAAUAAAACUGUGGUUACUAACACAAAUGGUCCUGGUACCUUGGAGAAAGAUGCAGAGAUGCAGAAAGACAGGGACGUAAAAGUGGUAGAGCCUGAGCUUACCUUACACCCAAAGACUUUGUUACAUGAAACACAGAAUGAAAAUAAAAAUUUGGGAAAAUCCCAAAUGUUAAGUGAUAACUGUAGAAGUCACACAGAAACUGAUAGUCUGGAAUUGGUCUGUGAUUCUCAAAACACUUCAAAAGAAAAAGCUUUGGUAGCAGUAAUGACUGAGCAGAAUUCUGUUGAUGCCUCCUUAAAAGAUGUAAAACUGAAAAGUGUAGCUUUGGAAGUAUCUCAGCCAGGAGACCUUGGUGAAGCUCCUCGACUUUCAAAAUUGACAGGGAGCCCUGGUGAAUGGGACACUUCCAGAACUAGUAAUGGAGAAGAACAGGUUAUCACAGCCCAUUCUUGUUCUGAAAGUGGUUCAGAUCUACCAAAAACUGCAAAUGUAGAAAUAAAAACUGGUUCUAAUGAAGUUAGUGCUUCAUUAUUGACAGAGGUACGGCCAGGCACAUGUCUUGCCAACGCAGAAACUAGUAGUAGCAUAUUGGAAGCUCAGGAAAAAGUUCGACCUGAACCUUCAGGCUGUGCAGUUUUAGUUAACCAAACCCCAAAGCAGGAAGUUGCAUGGUUAGUCAACACCUGCUCAGCAAACAUUGUUGAACUCAGAUCCAGUGUAGAAUUAGUAGUUGAAGUUGAAAAAAAAUCAUUAAGAUGCACUGGAUCUUAUGCAACAUUAGAUAAUGUUUUUAUCAAGAGAGAUGCAAAAGAAUUAGGGACUGGAGGCUUUUCUAGGGCUUGCUCUGAUCUUGUCCAAGAAUCAGUCCUUACUUUAUCAUCAGAUUUCCAUAGGGAGCAUCUUUCAGAAGAAGCUGUCCACUCCCCAGAGACAAAGCAUGAGGUCCUAAGAACCUCAGAAGUCAAUGACUUUCUUCUGAAUACCACUCACUCAGGAAUGAACACCGAGCAAUCUGAAAGUGUCUCUGCAAAUGUUUGUAUGGAUGUCAAGAAAGUUUCUUUGACAUCAGAAGGUGUGAAGCACAAUGAGACUCCUUCCCAGAAAACAGAGCUCGAGUUCAAAAGCACUGAUUGCAGUUUGGGAAAUACUAAGGUAAAACAUGGAUGCCACAGGAUCCUUCCAGCCGGACUUUUAAAUGACAAUACAGAAGAAAUCUCAAACCUAGAAACUAUUACAUCCAUUAGGCUGAAGUCUAGUAAAGUUAAGAAGCUGGGCACUGAAAAAAUAGUGGAUGAAACAGAGACGAAUGAUCUUGCUACAUUGACUUCUGGAAGCCGGGAAGAUAAAUUUUGCACACAGAUUUCUCAAACAGCUGUGCCGCAAUCCUCAAAUAGUAACACUACAGAAGUGGUCAUGCCAGCUCUAGAAAUGCAGGGCAUUUCUUCCAAGGCUGAGAUCCUUCUGCAAGUGGAAGAGAGCAAAAGCGGAACUGUUGAAGUGCUAUCACUGAGUUGUGAUGGAGGCAGCACAGAAAGUCAGGCUUCUACCUGUGUGGAAACUUUCCUUCCUGGGCUCAAAGAAACAGACAGAAAGGAGGGUGGCUUAGGAGGCAAGGGAGUAUGCACCAUCCAGAGCAAGAAGACUGAGCAAAGAGAAACUGCUGACAGUAGUUUGGAAGCUACAACAAAUUCAGGAAUUGCUGAAAGCUUAGCAGAAAGCCCAGUGGGUUGA
Molecule: messenger RNA, 6363 nt
Organism: Chaetura pelagica (chimney swift)
Lineage: Eukaryota; Metazoa; Chordata; Aves; Apodiformes; Apodidae
Gene: ZNF318
Product: zinc finger protein 318
Exons: 9
Coding region: 148-6363 (2071 amino acids)
Biological process (GO): negative regulation of DNA-templated transcription; positive regulation of DNA-templated transcription
Cellular component (GO): nucleoplasm
Molecular function (GO): nucleic acid binding; zinc ion binding
Source: RefSeq, a predicted model, not a curated record